Molecule: messenger RNA, 4314 nt
Organism: Trichoderma asperellum CBS 433.97
Lineage: Eukaryota; Fungi; Ascomycota; Sordariomycetes; Hypocreales; Hypocreaceae
Source: RefSeq, a predicted model, not a curated record
AUGGGUUUACGAGACGAACUACGAAAAAAAUUCUUUACUAGGAACAAGAGGAACAGCCCAAACAAUGACAUUCAUAGCCAAGGGAGCCAAGAAGGCCAAGCGACAAUAAAGCCUCCCAACCCAUCCAACGAACAUACUGACUUCAAACAUAUCGAACCAGUAGGAUUGAACUUGACUGAUACGCCGAUUCAUGAGCUGUGGAAUUUGGCAUACGAAAAGCUACGCCAGGAAGAUACAAAACUUAUUCAAGAAUAUGAGUCCAAGAUACAAGAAGAUCUGACUGCCGGCUUCAGUUUAAUCUUGGCUCCUAAUAUUAAUGCACGCGAGCGGAUGGAAAUUGUACUCAGAAAUAAAAUGGAGAAAAUCAAGCGCGACGCUUGGAGGCUCAAAUUCGGGAAUUCUGAUAUUCAAUUCUCAGCCGUUUUGCCUAUCUUCUCGAGCAUAGCUAGUAGAGCUAACGAACACAUCUCCAAUGCUCUUACUGUUAACCCACCCGCCUCGCUUGCAUGGGGAGGGAUUAGCGUGCUGCUACCUCUUUUGCUUAAUCUGUCUGAACAAGAUAAAUCACUUGCAAAAGGGCUAGAUUACAUCUCGACGCUUAUUGUUAGGGGUCGGUUACGUGAGGAUUUAUACGUUCGGCGAUAUGAGCUAGAAGGGGAUAACCGCCAGUCUUCAGCUCUUGAUCACUUGGCUUACAAGGGGGCUUUAGAGGCUCUAUAUCAAAAGAUAUUGAAAUUCCAGGCUGAGACUUAUUGUCAUUUAACUCAAAACUUCGCGCACCGGCUUGGCUUAGAUGCUGUCAAGUGGAACGAUUGGGAGGCAAUGAUCGACGAUGUGCGCCUGCAAGAAGACGCACUGGCUGGGCUAGACAAGCUCUGGCAUGAUGUCCAAUAUAGUCAUGAUUCUUUGGAAGCAAAGAAACAGCAUGAAAACGAAGAUGUUUCUGGCUUACGAAAAGCAUUGGAAGAAGCAGCAAAAGACCAUGAUCGCAAGGAAUUUUUGUCCUGGUUAUGUCAAGUUGACCCCUCUCAUAUGUAUAACGCAGCUCGUGACAGACAUGAAGCUGGAACAAGUGAGUGGCUUAUGAAGAAUCAAGAAUUCUUGGCUUGGGAAAAAGAAGAGAGAUCUUUGUUGUGGCUUCAUGGGCAAGCCGGUUCAGGAAAAUCCAUCUUGAGCUCUUCAGUCAUAAAACAUAUUGAUGAUAAAUACGCAUCUGAUCCGCUAAUUGCGGUCCCGUACUUCUACUUUAGUUUCACUGAUUCUCAGAAACAAAAAGUAGAUGUAAUGCUUGCAUCUAUCAUUAAGCAGAUCUUAGCUCAUAGGCCAAAUAUUCCGCCAUCGGCCCAGAAGCUCAGCGAAUACAAGGUCAGCGGCAGGCGGCCUGAUACUCAAACUCUUAUAACCGCACUUAAAGAUUCCAUUUUUGGAUUUUCGGCAGUAUAUAUCAUCAUUGAUGCUCUGGAUGAAUGCCCAACCCUGAGUGGCGAAAGGAAGAAGCUGACAAAAGCUUUACAUGAAAUUCUUGAUAAAGCACCUAAAAAUCUUCAUCUUCUCUUCACCAGCCGUAAGGAGAGCGAUAUUAGCUCAGCAAUGAGACACCACUUAUCACGUUUCUCCAGCUACGAGCUAGAUCUACUAGCCUAUAGACAUAUCGUUGAUGACGAUAUUGGUCUGUUUAUUGACUCUAUUCUUGCAAAUGAUGAUUACGAAUCUUGGCCUGCAAGUGUAAAGGCAGAAGCAAGAAAAUCGUUGGUUGAGAAAGCGGAUGGCAUGUUCCAAUAUGUUCGCUGCCAGUUCGACACACUUCACAACCUAUCAACUGUCGCUGAAAUCCGCGAAGCCCUCCAAAGCCUCCCCGAUGGUCUGAGUGCAACUUAUGACAGGAUGCUCUUGAGCAUCAGUCCAAAUUUUCAACCCCGAGUCAUGAAUUCGCUAAAAUGGCUGGCAUUUUCGCUAAAACCCAUUGAGGUUGACUGGCUGUCAGAGAUCUUUACAUUUCACCCUGAAUACACUUUCCCUCCUGAUGGAACAGAGAAGCUUUUCCGUGCUAAUGACGUCGUGAAAUAUUUUUCUAGUUUGGUUGUAGUUGCUGAUCGUAAAGUUCGCUUGGCACACUUUUCCAUCAAAGAAUACCUGACUUCUACAAAAAUUACUGACGGACCGGCAGCAGCAUUUGGGUUUACUGAGAUCGACGCUCAUUUACACGUUGCACAUUCGUGUUUGGCUCACCACUUACUGCACGCCGACGAUAUCAAAGACGAACCCCAAUUCAGAAACAAGCCGGAAGUCUUGUACAGUUAUACCAGUAGACAGUGGGCUUGGCAUCUCGAGAUGAUUCCAAGCACACUGUGGCCUCCUGAAGUCGUCCAAAAGGCAGUAUCUGCCCUUAAUGCCCGCAGCAAGACUCUAGCGAAAAUGAUAUCUUUUGGGCCAUGGUUUUUUGUCGAUGCAACUUUAUUCUUAGCGCGACCACUAUGCUACACAGCUUGGCUGGGUCUUCCGAGUCUCACAAUGAUGCUGCUCUCACACGGCCCUGGAACGAAUAACUUUUUUACCCAAGAGGAUUUAGAUAUGGCGUUGCAGCAUGCGGCUUAUAAGGGAGUUUUUGACAUGGUAUGGGGGCUUCUUGACGAGGGCGCGAAUAUUAAUGGGGAGGGGAGCAUGGUGAAAGCUGCUGAACAUGCCAGGCGCAAAAUCUACGAUGAUAGAGAAUACUGUUUUGCUCUGCAGGCUGCAGCCUUAGGUGGUCACCUCGAGAUCGUGAAGCUUUUGAUUAACAAGGGGGCAGAAAUUAAUGCAAUAUGCAAGGAAUGUGGUUCAGCGUUGCACGCAGCAGCAAAGGGAAAUCAUCUCGACGUUAUGAAAUUUCUCGUUGGCCAUGGAGCUGACAUUUACGCUCGAUCGAGAAUGGGGGGUAGCGUGCUUGCCUCAUCCGUUCGGGAUUCUCAAGACCAGUGCUUUCAUUUUCUUCUCAGCGAAGGUGCCCUGAAACAGGACGACGGAGAAACGGCACUUAUCAAGGCGGCAUCACUCCAUCGCUGGGAUUUGUGUUAUCUGCUGCUAGAUCAAGGGGCAAGCGUAAAUGCUUUUACUCCGAACCGUAAUUUCGGGUCUCCACUUCAAGCGGCGUGCAGGGAAUCAUGGCUUGCCAUUACAGAGACCAAAUUCACCGAGUUUAUUGAAUUCAUUGAGCAUCUGUUGGAUCUUGGAGCAGAUAUCAAUGCUCAAGGAGGCGAGGCUGGUAAUGCCUUGCAAACCGCGUGUCGACUCAACAACAUCAGUCUCGUAAAGAUACUCUUAGACAAGGGAGCUGAUAGUCACGAGGGGAACGCGCUGCAGCUCGCUUGUGUGAAGUGCUGCUCUAAGGACGAAGUAUCGCUUCUACUCGAGCAUGGAGUCGAUAUUCAUGCUAAAGGAGGAGAAUUUGGAACGGCGCUUCAGGCUGCCGUAGCUUAUGGGCAUGAAUGGCUUGUGCAUGAGCUGCUUGAACGGGGAGCCGAUGUGAAUGAGCAGGGCGGCCGUUAUGGAACUGCUCUCCAAGCUGCAUACAGCCGCAUAAACAGCAAGCUUGCACAAGACAUGGUAAAACUACUUCUUGACCAUGGCGCUGAUGUUCAUCCCAAAGGCGGUGCUUUUGGCAGCGCCUUGAACGCUGCGGCGGCAAACAUCGGCCUUCCGAAUAGUGCCAUACAGCAGCUGCUGAACUUGGGCGUCGACAUCAACGACUAUGAUCCAAGACACGGCACGGCUUUGCAAGCCACGUUGAAGUUUUACUACGAUGGUAUUGAAGGAACCAAAUUACUCGAAAGGCUUAAGUUUCUGUUUGAGCGCGGUGUUGAUGCUAAUAUUGAGGCGGGGCCUUUUGGCUUCGCCCUCCAGUCAGCAAUCAUGGCUAAUCAUAGAGGUCUUGGGAUAUCUCUCUGUGAAAACAUAGGCUUAGUUUUUCUUCUUGAAAACUGUCCUGAUAUCAAUAUCAAUGCAGAAGGAGGCGAAUUCGGCUCUGCUUUACAGGCAGCGGCAUUGUCAGGCCAGACUGAGUCAGUCAAGCUAUUGAUACAAAAGGGAGCAAACGUUAAUGCACAGGGAGGAGAGUACAAAAAUGCCUUGAAUGCAGCUACUGUCUGGGGAUAUUGGGAUAUUGCUAAAAUAUUACUGGAGAAUGGAGCGGAGCCAGACUGUUAUCGAUCGGAGAAUCUAGAUGAAGAAUGGCUCAAUAGGAUGGUGGAGAGGUGUGGUCGAGGAGCCCGAGAAAGAUACGAAAAGAUUUGGGAAAUGAAGAACCCAAAGCUUGAUAUAACCAACGAGGCUUUAUAA